Cutaneotrichosporon oleaginosum is the source of this 2268-nucleotide messenger RNA. Lineage: Eukaryota; Fungi; Basidiomycota; Tremellomycetes; Trichosporonales; Trichosporonaceae. The record is from RefSeq and is a predicted model, not a curated record.
GCCAGAUAGCACUUGUCCACUCCCAUCCCCAUCACGAUACUCACACGAAACCCAACAGGCAGCUGGACCAGCAGCCAUGAGCCCCGCUGCUGAAGUCCUCCAGCGCCUCGAGGGGUUCCCACAGGACCUGUCAGACUUCGUGCUCCCCGAGCUGAGCGGGCGUGACGUUGACGAGCUCGUCGUUUCCCUCGACAGCCUUGCCCGGGUCAAUGACACACCCGAGGCGCGCAAUGCUAUCGUGCAAGUUUCUACGCGGCUGCCGCCACACAAGCUGCUCGAGGAGCUCGAGAUUGCGUGGAUGCGUGAUCCUGGGCCAGCGCUCGCUCCCGUCGUCGCCGAGCUCGCGCGCAGCCUCAGCACUGGCACAUACGAUGUGCAUGCCUGGAUCAAGGCCGCCGCGAAUGCCAACACUGAUCGCGCACGCGAGGUCGUUGGCUCGUGGGGCGCAGCCAACUUUGACACCUUCCUCAAGGUGUGCAAAGAUCUGUACUCUGACCCAUCAGUUCGCCUCGGCAUCCUCAACAUCGUCCAGUACAUCAUGCUGAGCGUGCCGUACACACCAGACACGCCGACGGCAUCUACACCCAUGGCGCAGCUGGCAAGUCACGACUUCUUCCCCAUCAUGCUCAAGAGCUUGCUUCUCGACACGAGCAACCACCUCUUUGGCUUGGGCCUGUCAGCCCUCGUCAUCAUGCUCCCCUUCUCCCUCCUCCAACUCCGACGGUACAUCCCGCUGCUGAUGGUUGUGCUUGGCCGCGCAAUGUGCUGGCGCGACCGCCCCUUCUACGACGCCGGGAAGCAGCAGACCGUUGGAGUGACGACUACACCGCCACCAGCGGCAUCGAUGGAUUGGACCCUCUCGACCACUGAGUACGAGAAGCUUGCAGUGCCAACGCCCACCGAGAAGCGUGUCGUGCAGCUGCUCCUUGUUGGACUGUACGGCGCGUGGCCGUCCAAUAUCAUCGCGUUUAUGCGCGACCAGCCUGCCUACUUUGCCGUCAAGCAGGUAGCGCCAAUCUACUCUGUACCGUGGGAAGAAGUGUGGGAGCCGGGGCAGCUGCAGGCACGCUGCGUGCCCCUCAUCAGCGAUUUCAUGCUGCACCACAGCGUUAUCACGCACACGUCAUCACAGGAGAUGGCGGACGAGAAACGGUGGGAGCGGUACGACCCCUCGGAAUUCAUCUCAAUGGCACACCUGAUGGCGGGAGGCAGCGAGGACGCCGAUGCCAUGUUCGAGUUCUUCCGCCUGCCGAAAGUCGACCUCGAUCCUCUCGAACACGGGGCGAGAGAGGCCGAGCCGACCGUCGCGGGCAGCAGCUCGGACACGAACGACAUCCGCCGGCUCAAGGUCGAGAACGAGCUGCUCCGCCUCGAGAGCCUGUACAACGACCGGCUGCGGCGGCAGUUUGUGCACCACAUCGGGCGCCUGCACCGCAACUCGCUGCGGUUCAAUUCCGACGAGGCCGAGAUCCACAACUUUGUCAACCGGCUGAAAGAGCAGGCGAAGACGAUCGCGACGCUUACGCACGACCUGACGACGCAGCGCGCCGAAGCGACACAGGCGCAGCAAAAGCACGUCAAGUGGCAGGAGCAGCUGCGCGACAAGGUGUCAGGGUUCCGCGAAGAGCGCAGAAACUGGAUGACCGAGGCGACGGCGCUGCGCACCGAGCUGGCCGAGGCGCAGGUCGCGGCCAAGGAGAUGCGCGACGAGCUCGGCACCGUCAAGAACGAGCGCUUCAAUCUCCAGGCGCAGCUGCUCGAGCUCGCCCCAAAGGUCCGGCACAUCGAGGACUACGAGACGCGCAUGAAGCAGCUCACGGACGCGCAGCUGCUGUGGGACCAGGAUGUCGCUGCGCUGCGCGAGGCGCGUGCGGCCGCGAUUGCGAGCCAGGCGCGCUGUGCCGAGCUCGAGGCGAUGCUGCGGGCGCGCGAGAAGAUUUGCCGCGAGCAGAGCGAUACGAUACGACGCCUGGAGACCCGCGUCGCUAUCGCGCCCAGUGUCCCCGUGACGCCUUCGGAAGACGACAAGCCGCGCGAGAUCCCUGACCCGACGUUCCACAUCAACGUCGCGGAGAAUGUGCGCAAGCGCGCCGAGCGGCUGGAGCGCGACAAUCUCGAACUCACCGUCGAGGUCGAGCGGCUGCGCCGCAUGACGAUCAAGGAUGCGACAGGGACGGGCGGCGGCGCCGCGAGCCUGUUGUACGGCGGCGCAUAGUGGUAGUGGUAGUGUAUACAUUGUAUCAUGGAGCAUUCUACGGCCUGACUCAG